Molecule: messenger RNA, 402 nt
Organism: Dermatophagoides pteronyssinus (European house dust mite)
Lineage: Eukaryota; Metazoa; Arthropoda; Arachnida; Sarcoptiformes; Pyroglyphidae
Product: hemicentin-1-like
Source: RefSeq, a predicted model, not a curated record
AUGAUUUGCUUCUUUUAUAUUUUGUUAACAAUUUUCGGUUUAAUUUUGGCUGAUCCUCCAAAAUUAGACGAAAUAAAAUCAUCUCGAACCAUUAAUAAUGGAUCGAAAUUUUCAAUUUUGUGUACCAUAUUAACUGGAACAAAACCAUUCCAGUUUGAAUGGCGAUUCAAUGAUGAAUUAUUGCCCAAUCCAAGUACAGAUUAUCGAAUCGAUUCCAUUGAUGAUGAACAAUCAUUAUUCAUCAUACCUCAUGUAAAACCAAUCAAUUCGGGACAAUAUUCAUGUAUUGUUCGUAAUGAUUAUGGUUAUGAUCGGCAAUCAACUCGUUUAAUGGUUACAGGUUUGCAUUUUCAUUUACCAACAAUGUGUGGCGCGUAUUUACACUAUUUAAAAAUUUAUUAA